CAAAAUCUCCUUCUUCAGCGUCCCGAUUCUCGAGCUCCAUCACAGUUUCCUUUAUAAUACACUCAAGAGCUCAGUGACGAUGGCCGUAACCUUCUCAGAUCUCCACACAGAAGCCGGCAUCAAGUCGCUCGAUGAGUUUCUCUCCGGAAAAUCCUAUAUUUCUGGAGAUCGGAUCACCAAGGACGAUGCCAAGGUGUAUGCUGCUCUUCCGGAGGAGCCGAGCGCAGAUCUGUACCCGAAUGCUAACAAGUGGUACCAAACCGUUUCUUCCAAACUCGCCCCAAGAUUCCCCGGAAAAGCUGCCGGAGUAGGAUUUGGGAGUCAAAAUGCUCCAGCUGAAGCUGCUCCAGCUAAGGAAGACAAGGUUGCAGGAGAUGAUGAUGAUGACAUUGAUCUUUUUGGUGAGGAGACCGAGGAAGAGAAGAAAGCAGCGGAAGAGAGGGCAGCUGCAACCAAGGCAUCGUCCAAGAAGAAAGAGAGCGGAAAGUCUUCUGUUCUUUUGGAUGUUAAGCCUUGGGAUGAUGAGACAGAUAUGAAAAAGCUAGAAGAGGCAGUUAGGAGCAUUGAGAUGGAAGGACUUCUAUGGGGAGCAUCAAAACUGGUCGCCGUUGGAUAUGGAAUCAAGAAGUUGCAGAUCAUGAUGACCAUUGUCGAUGACCUCGUCUCUGUCGAUACGCUCAUUGAGGAGCGCCUCACAGUUGAGCCGAUCAACGAAUAUGUGCAGAGCUGUGACAUUGUCGCCUUCAACAAAAUCUGAGCUGUAUGAUAUCUUUUUGUCCCGUGUUAUUUUCGGUCUGUCCUCUCAAUUUUAAUACGAUUUUUGAAGGAAUCGCACCGCAGUUUGUUACUUUUGGAUCCAACUUCCCAAAGUUAAAUGAGUGAAACUGUUGCUAUAAUUUUGGUGUUUCUAUCCAACUUCCCAAAGUUCUCUUCUAUUGAAAUUUAUUUUUACUACACUUGUUUCAGAAGUGCCAGUUCCAGACUCUAUUGGAAGUGGCAACAUUUUGGUUCUCUCAUAAAUAAAUGGUCUAUCU
Cuscuta campestris is the source of this 1034-nucleotide messenger RNA. NCBI's taxonomy places the organism in Eukaryota, Viridiplantae, Streptophyta, Magnoliopsida, Solanales, Convolvulaceae. The record is from the annotation of a GenBank genome assembly.